Messenger RNA from Ascoidea rubescens DSM 1968, 1293 nucleotides. RefSeq names its product Erd1p (gene ERD1). Gene Ontology annotation, cellular component: membrane; cytoplasm. The transcript has a single exon. The coding region runs from base 1 to 1293 and encodes 430 amino acids. The record is from RefSeq and is a predicted model, not a curated record. NCBI's taxonomy places the organism in Eukaryota, Fungi, Ascomycota, Saccharomycetes, Ascoideales, Ascoideaceae.
AUGAUGUUGGAUCUCUGGCUUCCUCUUCCUUACAGAAUCGUCUUCUUCGUGGUUCUCGGAGUGUGGUUAUGGUGGUUGAACCUCCACAUCUGCCAGUUGGCCUCCAUCAACACCAACAGGCUUUUGCAGUUGCUGGCUGCUGGCUAUGGCGACGAGAAGCUGCUGCCCAACGACCCUGAGAAGGAGCCCCAACUUGAAAAGGGCUGUUUGGUCGUCUUCAGACACACAUUGUGCAUUGCCUUGGUCAGCUACCUAUGCUUCUUGCUAUUGCCUGUGCAAUCCACUGGUGACACUCUGUUGCGUUUCAAGGACUUUAUUCCUCUCUUGACCAUGCUCUUGAUUUUCGUUUAUUUGCUCAACUUGGUCAGGUUGCCCUUGUUGGACUCUGAAAAAAGCAGCGCCAACCUUGGGAGGAAAAGACUCUUAUCCACUUUCAAAAGAAUUAUUUGUGGAAACAUCAACUACAACCAAUUGAGAACCAAUGACAUACUCUUGUCCGACACUCUAACCUCCUACUCAAAGAUCCUUUUGGAUUUCUUCUUGUACCUCUUUUACCUAUACCAUGGCCAGACUUGUUUUCCAACCGUUGACGAUAAACUGCAGUACAACUUGAACUUGGAUAGAUCAAUCUUCAAUUUCAAAUCAAUUGAACCCCUUUUCUUGAUUUUUCCUCAAUUCAUACGGCUAAAGCAAUGCUGGCUUGAAUACAACCACUCCAAUAAAAGAAACAAUCAGCAUUUACUAAAUUUUUUAAAAUAUUCUUCAAAUUUAAUUCCAAUCUUUCUAAACUCUCUAUUGAAUUAUUCCACUCAAUACAGUACAAGAUUGCAAAUUGCUCAAUUAUACAUCUUCUCGAUGUUUUUAAAUUCGGUAUACACCUUUAUUUGGGAUGUAGCAGUUGAUUGGAAUUUCAAUUUUUUUAACUUUUUCUUGAAAUCCCACCAAAAUUUCAACAAACCAAUUAAUUUAAACCGCCCAAAGCUUUUAAGAAAUAUAUUGGUUUACAAAAUUAAACACUUUUACUACUUGGCUAUAUUAUUGGAUUUUAUUCUAAGAUUUUUUUGGUUAUUCAACCUUUUUAUCUCAGAUUUAUUUUUUUUCAACUCGGAGUCCGGUUAUUUUCUCUUGGAAUUAUUUGAAUUGAUUCGAAGAUGCAUUUGGUGUUUCAUUAAAUUAGAAACUGAAUGGGCAAAAAUCAGUUAUAACGAUCCAAAUUUAAUAGUCCUCGAUACCUUAGAAUCUCAAUCAAUUUCUCAUAAUCAUAAUCAUUCUAAAUCAAUAACUAGUAAUUGA